Molecule: messenger RNA, 1967 nt
Organism: Volvox carteri f. nagariensis
Lineage: Eukaryota; Viridiplantae; Chlorophyta; Chlorophyceae; Chlamydomonadales; Volvocaceae
Exons: 9
Coding region: 1-1434 (477 amino acids)
Source: RefSeq, a predicted model, not a curated record
AUGGAGAUUCAGCAGGUAGUGCCGCCACCACCUAGUUCCGAAGACAGCCUCGUCGAGUGCGCCCUCAAGGUCCUCGAAUGUCCCAAUCCCUGGAGAAAAGCAGAAUAUACUUCCGCGAUAGUCAAGAUGUGGCGUGAAGGCGUAAUUAAGCUUAUCCGGCCUGCAGAAUGGCAACACCUUCGAGCCCCUGACCGGCCCGCUCGCUCCGACGACACGGUCCGCGUGUGCGCGCCAGGAGAGACUCCCCGCCGUGGCAAAGGCGGUACACUAGCCUCCCGCCAGGCGCUCCUGCACUCCGCCGUACACAUUGAGAACUGGGCAGUUGACCUGUCCUGGGAUAUAGUGGCAAGGUUCGGUCUGCGGCCCGACGAGUACGACAUGCCCCGACAGUUCUUCGACGAUUUCGUCACGGAGAUAGGUUCGUACUAUGGUGCGUUUGCCGUACAUGAUGGGCUCUGGGAGUCCGCAUCCAGCACCGCCCACUCAUUGCCUGCUCGUCUCGCGGUAGAGCACUGUGUGCAUGAGGCCCGCGGGUUGGACGUGCUGCCGGCCAGCAUUGCCAAGUUCGCCAAUAACGGAGACGCCGAGUCGGCCGCACUGCUGCGGGACACUAUUUACCCGGAGGAAGUUUCACACUGCGCGGCUGGGAUCAGGUGGAUCAAGUACUUGUACGGCAUUGCACAUGGCACGUUGCGACCCGGUGAGGCGUCGCCAGGCGACGAUGCACCAGCGGCGGCGGCGGCGGCGGCCUCGCCAGCAUCCCUCCCAAAGCCGUCGCAACAACCUGCCCACAACGGCGGUGGGCUUGCGGCGACGACCAGCAGCAGCAACAGCGCAGUGCCGGAUAUUGCGGAGGCGGACUUAAAUGGCAGUCGAUUGGCGGGGUUGGAGGUGGGUGACAGCGGAGUUCAGGAGCAAGCGGGGGAAGCCGCAGGAGCCACGGAGGUCGGGGAUGGCGCCACAGAGAGCAGACAACUUGAAGCUGCCGACGGUGUUCAUGACCAAGCCCGCGUGCCCUUCGCUGGGAAUGGUACGGCUGGCGGCUGCAGCACCCGCGGUGCCGACGGCGGCGGAAGCGAGGAGGCGAGUUACGGGGUUCAGCGGCCCGUGGCGGCGGCGGCGGAAGCGGAAGCGGCACUGCCUGACUGGGUUCUGGAUGCUCGAAAGUACGGCAGCGUGCAGGAAUGGUUCCACUCGCUUGUACGGGCGCAUUUUUGGGGCGGCCUGAAGGCAAGUCUGCCAGACCGGGAAGGAACUCCAAUGCUGUGGACCCUUGCGCCCUCGGCUCGUAUUGGGCGGUUUGCAGUACUGUCCAACAAGAGGAGUAACAUAUCGCCGCCUCUCAAGUGCCGCUGCGUAGAGGGACCCGACAGCGAGCGCCUGCAAAGCUACGGGACGUGGACUCCAGCAGGUAACUUCGUCGCGAACGUCUGACGUCAGCAGGCCUUCAUACAAACCCUAGGAGUGCCUAAACGAACAGCCUUCCAGAGCCUUUUGUCUGGUGCGAUAUCGGUAUCGUCUGACCCACGAGCCGUCACUGCCCAGCCACACCACGGAGGCGAUGCCAGCAACCAUCGCCUUGUUUCCAGUCUCCGCCCGAGAAACGCAGCCCGGCGAGGUACAGGAUGAAAAACAGGACAAUACAAGCCAAACUGUCGGGGUCUCAGCUCAUGGCCGGAACUGGCGUAUAUCUAUUUGGUAUGCAGCCGCGGUACCAAGACAGCUCUCAUCCAUAGCUUCCCUAAACCUUUGGGUUCAGCAAAUCACACUUGACACCGCAACAAUGCGCGCAGCAGGCACCAAGUUAGGAGGUCAAGCAACAAAAGGAGAGAGGGAAGAGUAUGUACGCCGUGCUUUGCUCGCCUGCCCUGCUUUGGCACAGCAGAGCGCUGCAGGUGGAGCUAAACGUUACAAUCCCUCGCACGCCGUGCAUACCCAGCGCCGUGUCCAUGCCCCUGCUUUCCACG